CUCUCUCUCUCUCUCUGUGUAGAGAGCAAAAAAGAUAAAGUCCAACUCUUAAGCUUCCUUGCACACAUCCCCUGUACCUUUCCACCACCAAUGCAGUCCAUCUAGUCAAAUCACAACCCCACACGUCACCCAAAAAGGGCACUUCAGUAAUUUCACGAAUUCAAGACACUGUUUUUUCCUCAUGGUUGGUUCGUUGCGGUUGGCGAGUCUACAUGGAUAAUGAAGAGUGAGAGUGUGGAGUGUAGAAACUCACUCAACUUGGAGCUCGGAACUUGUACAGGAACCAAACACCGUUUACCAGAGACAAGAGAAAACCAGGCUCUGCAAAACCGCCUUUUUUUCUUUUUCUUUUUCUUUUUCUUUUUCUUUUGCUUACGGAGAUUUAUUAGAUAGAUAUAGGUACAGUGAGUGAUGCUGCAGGAAGUGUUAUCGUACGCCAGGGAGCGUUGGGACACUUAACGUACGCCCCGCAACCCCAGAAAUGGUAAAAAGGUUCAGACUUUGCAGCAGCAGAAGAGAGAGAGAGGCUUCAAUGCUCAAAAUACGGAGGAGGCAGGCCCCUACUACACAAGCACAAUCUUGGGUUAGUUUGCUCGUACUAACCAACCAGAGAUUCUCCACUAUUGAAAGCAACCGAGGUCUAAGGAAGCUGCUUGCUUGAGGCUUACCUUACCACAGAGAAGAAACACAACAACACAAGGCAUGCACUUUGGUCUUUGUGGUUGUAGUACCUACCUAAUAUACACGUAUAUUAUAUAUACAUAUAUGUGUAUAUAUAGUAGCUAGCAGACAUGGACGAUGGUGUUGUCAGCUAAAAUAGGUGAAUCUUUUUCUACUUUCUGACUGGGGGUUUUUGAAGAGCGUUGAGGUUAGAUCGUCGGUGACUGUUAUUUGGUUUAAAGAAGUGGGUUUUGGGUAGUUGGAUUUUAAAUGUUGUUGGGUGGAUCUGAUUCUGGGAUUUGGAAAAGUUGAAUGUUGUUAGGGUUUUCAUGCAGGAAAACAACAAGGGGAAAGAGAGAUAGAUUUGGCUAGGUGGGUUUGGGUGAGGUUUUGGGUGAGGUUUUGGAUUGUAUCUGUUGGAUUUGAGGAUUGUUUUUCUUAUAUUACUUAUCAGGGAAAUCUCAAUCUAAGACGCUACACUGCUCUACAGCAACAGCAACCAAACAAAGAACAAGAAGGAGAGAGAGAGAGAGAGAGAGAGAGAGAGAGAGAGAGAGAGGUGUAAUAAGCGAGGCUAAAGAUUUGAUCUUUUGCCUUCCUUAAUUAGCUAGCUCGGUGCUUGUCGUUAUCCAAUUCAAACCAACCAAAAACAGAAAGAGUGUAAAGACAGGAGCUUUGUUUGGUUCUCUCUGGGAUUUGUUUCCUUUCUUGCUUGGAUUUGGAUUUGGAGUUUUGGGUUUUCUCCUUUCUGAGAUUUAGAAAUCCAUGGCGAAUCGAUGGUGGGCUGGAAAUGUAGCCAUGGGAGGAGGGCAUGUGGACUCAAUCUCCUCAACUCCUCCAUCUCUUCACCUCAGAAACACAGAAGAACAGCUCGACGACCACAACACCACCAACACUCCCACUAACAGCAGCACCAGCAACCCAACAACCACCCCUAACAAGCAAAACGACGAACACCACGAAGACGGUCGGGACAACAACGAUCUCGAAGCUGAUAAUCAGGACCCCAACACUGGCAGCGGUAGCCACGACAGCCUCGAGCCGGGAAGCAGCAACCGGAGACCGCGUGGCAGACCUCCCGGGUCGAAAAACAAGCCCAAACCGCCAAUAAUCAUCACCAAAGAGAGCCCCAACGCGCUCCGGAGCCACGUCCUGGAAAUCAGCAGCGGCAGCGACAUUGUGGAUAGCAUUGCCACCUUUGCCCAAAGGCGGCAUAGAGGGGUUUCGGUUCUGAGCGGAAGCGGCAUUGUCGCCAAUGUAACUCUACGACAUCCUGCAGCACCAAGUGGAGUGAUCACACUGCACGGGAGGUUCGAGAUUUUGUCGUUGUCGGGUGCCUUCCUGCCCUCUCCCUCCCCGCCCGGGGCGACCGGGCUGACCGUGUACUUGGCCGGUGGACAGGGGCAGGUGGUGGGCGGGACUGUGAUGGGGGCAUUGGUGGCUUCAGGCCCUGUGAUGGUCAUUGCGGCGACAUUUACAAACGCAACUUACGAGAGAUUGCCGCUUGAGGAUGAGCAAGCUGGAGAAGGAGGGAUGCAGGUGCAGCAACAACAGCAGCAGCAGCAACAAUCAGGUGUGAAUUCGGCAGGGACUGGAGGGAAUUCAGGUUCUCAAGGUUUGGUGGAACAUACUAGUUCAAUGGCCAUUUAUAAUUUGCCUCCAAAUUUGCUUCCAAAUGGUCAGAUGCCUCCUGAUGUGUUUUGGGGUCCUCCUCCUCCCAGACCCCCUCCUCCAUCGUAUUGAGAGAAAGGGUUUAGGGUGCUUGGUUUCAUCACUGACUCUCUUUUUUUUUUCUUUUUAUUUUUUUGGUGUUUUUGUGCAAAAUGUUUUGGCAGCUUUUUGUAGGCAUAACAAGCAAGGUAGGACUAUUUUGUUUAUUAUCUUUUGCUUGUGAAUCACUGAAUCUCAAUGUUUUUAGCUUCUUGUUAGGUUUUCUUGAGUAGCUAUGUUUCAAAACUGGUGGAUCAUCAUGGAUGUUACCUUUGUUCCUUUCGUUUAAUCUUCUUGUGGAAGAAUACAUUAAUGAUGGUGUAGGCAAAGAAGCAAAUAGUGCAGAAAUGGGGGUUUGGAUUGGAGCUAUUGAAAUUUCAUGGCAAACUGUUUGUGAAAUUCUUCCUUUUUGGUAAGCCUUCCAAAUAUUUUA
Prunus dulcis (almond) is the source of this 2803-nucleotide messenger RNA. RefSeq names its product AT-hook motif nuclear-localized protein 15-like. Gene Ontology annotation, molecular function: DNA-binding transcription factor activity; minor groove of adenine-thymine-rich DNA binding. The record is from RefSeq and is a predicted model, not a curated record. Lineage: Eukaryota; Viridiplantae; Streptophyta; Magnoliopsida; Rosales; Rosaceae. The coding region runs from base 1426 to 2403 and encodes 325 amino acids. Gene Ontology annotation, cellular component: nucleus. The transcript has a single exon.